AUGUUCUUUCGGCAGCUUGACAGAAAUUCUGUCAGAUGUGAAAGUGGUUUGCCAGAGGAGGAAAAAUGGGGAAGAAGGGUGAAUAGUGCACGAAAUUGCUGGGUUUUGCAAGUAAGAGAGGAAGCUUGCUCUUUGGGUGUGGCCAGAUCUGAUGAAGGAAAGAAAAUGGGUGUACAUACUGGUUUGAAGGGCGCUCCUCCUCCUGGCAGCUUACUAGCUUUGUUCAAUGAGCCUUUAGACCUUCUCUACGUGGCUUUUGUUCUUCCAGCCAGGAGUUGGGGCCUUUGUGGCUCAUUUGUGGCAAUUGCAUGGGCUAAGGAAGAAACCCGCUUGCCGUUGCUGGAAGAGAUUGUCUUUGUGCAAAAUUUUCUUCCAAAAUUCCCAAUUCCUUCUUUCUUGGUGCACCUGAGGCUAUCCUUUGAGAGGAUUAACAAGGUGUAUACGUCUCUGGCACAGGUAGGGGAAGGCAAGUGCUGGAAGCUUUGA
Prunus armeniaca (apricot) is the source of this 486-nucleotide messenger RNA. Lineage: Eukaryota; Viridiplantae; Streptophyta; Magnoliopsida; Rosales; Rosaceae. The record is from the annotation of a GenBank genome assembly.